Molecule: messenger RNA, 3678 nt
Organism: Cydia pomonella (codling moth)
Lineage: Eukaryota; Metazoa; Arthropoda; Insecta; Lepidoptera; Tortricidae
Product: ectin-like
Exons: 7
Coding region: 54-935 (293 amino acids)
Cellular component (GO): extracellular region
Source: RefSeq, a predicted model, not a curated record
UAUCGCAGCGCAUCCCUAAUAUCAAACGCCGGUAUCGGCAGUGGGCCCGCGGCAUGUCUCGGCCGCGCGACGUGGAGCUCGUGCCGCUCAAGUCUGCGCUCGCUCGCGACGACCACUAUGCCAGGGCGAAACCAGUGCCUGUGUCUAAAAGGUUGCUGGCAAACAAAAAAACUCCGACUGCCCCAACGCCAUUGGUCACACUGUGCGGUGCGCCGCCCCCCUCCCGCCGCCGCGAGGAGCGCGCCGCCAUGGACAACCUGCGGAGGAAGGUAGCCCCCGCGCUGCUGCACCACAAACGCGCAGCACACAACAACAACAACGAACAAGUGGACAACGAACCGGAGAAGCUGGACAACAGGCCUAAACUACUACAAAAGGUCCUCCAAACGAAGCCAGUGAGCAUGGUGGUGCAAUGGAGCGAGAUCCGCACGGCCUGGCAGGACAGCGACUUCAUCACCGAGUGCCUGUGUUGGCACAACGUGUACCGCCAACGACACGGCGCGCCGCAGCUCUACAUGGCUCCGGAGCUAUGUGACUACGCGCAAGCCUGGGCCAACCAUCUCGCUCACACCAACAAGUUCUGCUACAGGAACGACAGGGACGUCGGCCAGAACCUCUACCAGCGGCCGGUGAGCGCGCUGCAACCUGACGUCACAGGACAAGAAGUAUCGUCUUAUUGGUACGCAGCAGUUCGCCAGUACAGCUUCUUUAAAGAACCAGAUAUAUUGCAUGCUAACGUCAAUGCAGGUCACUUUACUCAAAUGGUAUGGGUGGCGACGCGUUUUUUCGGCGUGGGCAAAGCGCGUUCCCGCGCGGGCAAAGUCAUCGUCGUUGCCAACUAUUCGCCCCCUGGGAACUACUCGGGGCAGUUUGAGACCAACGUUCUCCCGCCGCUGCCCGAGAACAUGCCCGACGUUCCUAUACCGGAGCACUGACAGUUUUCUAUAAAGGGUAGGAGGUUUCAGGCUGACGUGAAGAUUAAGAAAUAGGGGGUAUAACUUUGCCCUUUUGUCCUAGCUUUGCGAACAUAGUGAAUGGAACAUUAGUAAUUGUAUGACACAUGAGAAAACAGAAAUAAAUAGUUGGUUUAUAAUAAUUCCUACGAUGUGAAUAUGUGUCUACUUAUAAACAAAAGUAAACUAUUUCGAAACUAGAUGAACAUUCAACCCAAGGCACACUUUAAAAAUACUACUGUUACUAUUGUAUUUGCUUUGUGUGCGUAAGGACGGAAGGGCAAAGUUAAAGGUCAUAGUUAAAUAUAUUCAUAGAUAUCUCAUAGAUAUCACAGUUGACGAGGAUAAUGUAUGUUACCAGUUCCGGUGGAGCCUAUCCUUUAUAAAUAUUUUGUGGGAAAGUAAGAUAAAAAAAUGGUAAACAUGAUUCAUGACAUCAUAGUUUGUUUAUUCCUAAUUUAAUUAUAAACGUUAACCGCAUUUUUACCUCAGAUGAAAUUCCACCAAAUGGUGAAAUAAAUAUCUGUCCAUAAUAUGAUGAUUUAGUUCCUAAAUACCGUCCGUAAAAAGGAGAUUACGAUAAUAGUUCACUGAAUAGGAGUACACUUAGUGCAUAGACGUCAUACCAUGAUCAUGCUUAGGUAUUACAUAUAAUUACAAGUCAAUUUAGUCGAUUCUUUUAAGUCUUUAUUUAAUAACUUAAAAACAAAGAAAUAAACAGACAUAAAAAAACUUACUACGUAGGUACUUAAACUAAAGGUAAAAAAUUUGGCCAAAUUCUUUUAAGUAUUAUUUUGACUUGUAAUUAUAUACAGUGUGUAAAUCCAAUACGGGCUUUAAAUUAAACCAGACAUAGAAUUUACCCGUGUAACGAAUUAAGAAGUUUAUAUAUAUAAUUCAACUACGAUCAUAUCCUUUUUUAUUAGUAAGAUACAACUGACAAAGAAAAAAUAGUGCAUAAAGUGCCUACAACACAUUACGUGUUGGUUUUCGGCCUACGUUUGGUGUGUGACUUCUAUGGGCUAAGGGAAUAGUGAUCUAAGCGCUAGUGAACCCUCAAUCAAUACGGAGGUAAAUUAAUUAUGAUAAGUGGAAAUCCAUAAUUUUUAUAGAUUAAAAAUUCAUUAUAUAAAUGGGUUAACCCGUUUUAAAAUUUGUAGAUCGUUUAGUUAAAACUUGCAACGUUUGAUUUUUAAUGAAGGAUUCCAAUCAAAUAUUAUAAUUACCUAUAUAUUAUAGGACUUCAUGCUUAAGAGGCUUCAGUAAAAAAACAUGUAUUUGCAUAUGUUUAUCAAAUUAACUCAAAAGUUUUGUGACAGUACUAGAAAAGUAAAAAACUACAGGCUACCAGUAUAACUUCCUGAAGCAUGAAGCUCUUAAUAAAUUGGUACAGGAACACCUAUACUACCCAUUCGAUUUUCUCAAAGGUCUUAAUGAUAGGUACUUUACAAAAACGGAGUGAAAUUCGGCGGUACAGUUAGCAUCAAAAGUAGCGGAAUAAACUACGCAUCAGAAAAAGCUACCAUUCUCUAACUGCUUAACAAAAAUAGACAUGUCUCUAAGUAUAUUUAGAACAAUAACACGGUAGCAGAUACUUUGGAGCGAACUGUAGAGAUUUAUAGUAUGAAUUCUCUGAAGUAAUGUUUAGACCUCAGACACAAAUCUGUUAAAAAAAAGCCAUUCUGUCUUUUAUGCGAUCGGUCUACUCCCAUGUUAGGCAAUUGGCAAAACAACAACGUCCUUUAAAAAGCGACUGUAUGGUGAUAAUAUUAAAGUUCAAAGCUAUGUAAUAAUAUGAGCGCUCGCCUACACUGAGGUUGUCGCUCGUCCUACAUUGCUAAAACAUGUUACAUAUUACCACGAAUAUCACGAUACAGUUAUUUUUUAGACGACAUUGUAGCUUUGCCACGUGCCAACACGGGAGCUGACCGCUCCCAUUAAAGAAACUGGCUUUUGGUUAACAGAUUAGAGCUUAUUAGUCGCAAAAAACAUUUCAAUAAAUUCAUAUUAUAUCACUAUUUGGAAAAGUAUUUGAGAGUGACAGAUACUUUUGGUGCGUUGUUACAUUCGUUGGUGCUGACUGUACACUUUAUCGGCUCGGUUAGACAUACCUUAUGACACCACUUAUUACGUUGCGUAGUUAUACAUGUUAUAGUAUUUCAUUAGUAAGCUAGAGCUAGUAUAUGAGCUAUAUACCCUGUUAAAUUAUUAGUAGAUUAAUCUUAAUAUUGUGGCAAAGUCUUCCCUGAAGGUUGUUUUAAAUUUAAUAGUUUUCCGAGCUUCCUCGUAUUUGAAAUUAGACAUAUUGAGUUAAGCAACAUUAAGUGAGCUUGAUAGUCAAGUAACGAAAAGAAUAGGUGUUUGAUUGCUGUGUGCAAUUUUUUGUUUUGCUGUUUUCAAUCAUCUGGUUACAUAUGAACCCGUGUUAUUGUCACAUAAAAUCUGGUUAUGAUCUAUCAAAAAAUAUUUGUUACUGGAGUAAAAUAGCGAUUUUUUAAUACUUUGCACCAGUGGGCAAAGACGAUUAUUGCAGUGUCAGCUCAAAAUGCCUAAGUAUACCUAGACUAUAAAGAGACAUACACGUUGAAUAAAUGUGCAAUUUAUUAAAACUUAAGUUAUCAUUAUCCAUUGAAGUAAAGUUGAGUAGCCGAUUUGAAGUCAAUUAAUGUCAUUUCAAUUCACUAGCAGAAAUGUAUUAAUGCAUAACUAAUAAUGACAUAUUAAA